Sorex araneus (European shrew) is the source of this 14191-nucleotide messenger RNA. It is a transcript of the gene KCTD16, whose product is annotated as potassium channel tetramerization domain containing 16. Gene Ontology annotation, cellular component: postsynaptic membrane; presynaptic membrane. The coding region runs from base 1268 to 2554 and encodes 428 amino acids. The record is from RefSeq and is a predicted model, not a curated record. Gene Ontology annotation, molecular function: protein binding. Lineage: Eukaryota; Metazoa; Chordata; Mammalia; Eulipotyphla; Soricidae. Gene Ontology annotation, biological process: regulation of G protein-coupled receptor signaling pathway; protein homooligomerization. The transcript has 3 exons.
CGUGAAAGACAAGAGGAAAGGGCACAGCGGAAGGUCUGUGCAUGCUGCGGGCUGGGGCCGGGAGGGGAGAGGUGCGCAGCGCCGCGUCCCGCCCCGACCCCAAAGCGCCCGCCCGGGAGCCGCGUGUGCACCGCCCGGAGCGCCGCGUCCCUUCCCCGCGCGGUCCCAGCCAGGCGACCUGUCGCCGCGAAGGACGUGACUCGCAGCUGCCUCGGCUUUCUCCCAGCCAUAUUCCUUUAAGAUGAUGUAAUAGUCAUUUCCCUGGAUGGUUUCUUGCCUGCACUGCUGAAACAACAGCAUCCUAACUGCACCGGGAACUGCACGGUGGAACCACCCAGCUCCGCCGCCGCCGGAGAAGCCGAAGCGGAGAGACCCCGCGGGUGUCCCCGCGCCGCGGCGCCCGGCGGCCCCCGGCAAGCACCGGCCGGGAUCAUGGGAAUCUCUUCGCCCUUGCCGGCAGGUGGGGUGGCUACCUGGGACCCCAGCGGGGCAUCUUUCCGAGUCUGGGCUCUCUGAAAAGCUUCUAAGUCCCAGGACCUCUCGCAAACUCUUUUCUGUUGGAAGGAUUCUCUCCAAGCGUUUGCGUUUGGCAAAACGUCUUGUCCUCCGGAGAAGCUCUUUGGCUGAAUAUUUUUCUCUGCUUCGCUUCUUCAAACCAACCACCUCUCAUCACGGAUUAACUUUUUUUUUUUUUUUUGGUGACUUGUUUUAACUUGAGCUUGGGAGUGAAUAGAUACAUGCACAGCCUUUGCAACAUACAUUUAUAUCCAUAUUUAUAUCUAGGAUAUACGGUUCUUAUUUUUCAAAGAGCACAUCUCUCUAGCACUUUUCAUUGAUACCUCUGUCCUUCACCUCUUUGGGGAUCUGACAAGCUCCAGGCUCAGUUGACUGUGGAUUCUGGCUGCUUUGCAAAUGGGUAUUUCUUCCCAACAACUGGGGCUCCGGCACUUGCCAAGUCAGAGCUGAGGAACUGGGGACGUGGCCUCCUUCGACUCCUGAGCUUGGGGGAAGACGGAGAGGUGAUUGUAUUCUGUGAAGUACUUGCUCACCGCCAGCCAGGGUUUCAGCUUCAUCUACAGCUUCACUUCACCUGUGGACUCUUCUAAUAAUCGGGCUUCUAGGGGGACACGAAAAACUGGGCUAAGAGGAGGAUGAUUAAGAGCUAGUUUAGCCUCCUUCUCCCUCCCUUCCAUGUGGAUAAAAAGGCUCAAGCUGUGACUCCAUUGGAUUGUAUCUUCCAUCCAAAUAGGUGAAGAAGACAAGAACAAUGGCUCUGAGUGGAAACUGUAGUCGGUACUAUCCCCGGGAUCCAGGCUCCACCGUCCCCAACUCCUUCCCCGAGGUGGUGGAGCUGAACGUCGGGGGUCAAGUUUAUUUCACUCGUCAUUCCACACUAAUAAGCAUCCCUCAUUCUCUCCUGUGGAAAAUGUUCUCCCCCAAGAGAGACACGGCGAAUGAUCUAGCCAAGGACUCCAAGGGAAGGUUUUUCAUUGACAGAGAUGGAUUCUUGUUCCGUUAUAUUCUGGACUAUCUCAGGGAUAGGCAGGUGGUCCUGCCCGAUCACUUUCCGGAAAGAGGAAGGCUGAAAAGGGAAGCUGAGUACUUCCAGCUCCCCGACUUGGUCAAACUCCUGACCCCCGAAGAAGUGAAGCAAAGCCCCGACGAAUUCUGCCAUAGUGACUUUGAAGACGCUUCCCAAGGCAGCGACACGAGAAUCUGCCCCCCUUCCUCCUUGCUCCCCGCUGACCGCAAAUGGGGGUUCAUUACUGUGGGCUACAGGGGCUCCUGUACCAUGGGCAGAGAGGGGCAGGCAGAUGCCAAAUUUCGAAGAGUUCCCCGGAUUUUGGUUUGUGGAAGGAUUUCCUUGGCCAAGGAAGUCUUCGGAGAAACUUUGAAUGAGAGCAGAGACCCUGACCGAGCCCCAGAAAGAUACACCUCCAGAUUUUAUCUCAAAUUCAAGCAUCUGGAAAGGGCUUUUGAUAUGUUGUCAGAGUGUGGAUUCCACAUGGUGGCCUGUAAUUCCUCGGUGACAGCCUCUUUCGUCAACCAAUAUACAGAUGACAAGAUCUGGUCAAGCUACACUGAAUAUGUCUUCUACCGUGAGCCUUCUAGGUGGUCAUCUUCUCACUGUGAUUGCUGCUGCAAGAACGGCAAGGGGGACAAAGAGGGAGAGAGUGGCACGUCUUGCAACGACCUCUCCACCUCCAGCUGUGACAGCCAGUCGGAAGCCAGCUCCCCCCAGGAGACAGUCAUCUGUGGGCCGGUGACACGCCAGACCAACAUCCAGACUCUCGACCGUCCCAUCAAGAAGGGCCCGGUCCAGCUGAUCCAGCAGUCGGAGAUGCGACGGAAAAGCGAUCUGCUCCGGACUCUGACAUCCGGCUCCCGGGAGUCGAACGUGAGCAGCAAAAAAAAAGCUGUUAAAGAAAAGCUCUCCAUUGAGGAAGAGCUGGAGAAGUGCAUCCAGGAUUUCCUCAAGAUCAAAAUCCCAGAUCGUUUCCCCGAGAGGAAACACCCUUGGCAGUCUGAACUGUUACGGAAGUAUCAUCUAUAGGAAAGGGCAGGGGUGGGGUGGGAGAAGCGAUCAAGCGUGUCACCGUGUAGAAAUAAACCUCCUCUAAAGAAAUUCGUAUUUGAAAACAGGAAAACCAGUAACAGUCCACAUGUGUUAGAACACAGUCGCCCGUUGAUUUCCUACUGCCUAUUUACCUAGUUCACCUUAACAUGUGAAUCACAGGGUAGAUUUCUUUCCAGCUGUGGAAGUAUCAGAAAAUCUUCAUUGUGGUUUUUGGUUGUUACCUGGGUCUAGGAGUCACUGAACCCUAGCGAGAGCCCACUCCCGCCCGUCAGAGUAGCUGAGAGGCCCUGGGAGUUACUUAUCCCAAAUUGGGUUUUUAUUCUCUCAUCUUCUACCUCCCUCCUUGGAACAAAAAUUACGGUAGAAAGAGAUCUGGCCCAAUGAAACAGGUCUGGAUUUUUAAUGUUUUCUUUGCCCUUUUGUUUAUAGGAUCUGGGGGUGGGAGGGGGAAAUGGCAGAUUUCUAUGACUUUUCACUCAAAAUCUAUUAUGUGCCAGUUUAUAUGGACGCGUCUAUAUGCCUGAGUAUUUGUGCAACAUAAGCACAACACGUAUGUAUAUACACACAGAGCACAGACCUCUGCAGUGAGGCACUCAGGCUCCAUGACCCCCUUUGGGACACUUUACACACGGGAGCCUCAGUUUCUUUCUUAAGCCCCUCUGGGUAGACUUCCCAAUCUCUCAGCAAUCUUUUCUCACUUCAAAUAACACCCUCCAACCCCCCACCCCCCGCAUCCACAAAUUGUCUUAUUUCAAAGUAAUCAUUCCCCACCAAACCCUUCCAUUUUAGUGCAUUUAAACAAUGUGUUUAAACUAUAGCCAGAGGUAUCCAUGAAAAUCAUCACUAAGUGACCCACAUUCAGCCGUCUUCUCCCCAAGCUGAAGUCUUUUCCUUCUCUCGAUGUUGUCAGACUUCCUACUGCCCUUAAUGGUGUGGCCUUUCCACAUAUUUCACAUUCAGUUUGCUGCAUUCCUCUGUAGUUAUGGAACUAAGAACCACGCGCUGUACUUGAAUAAGGGUCCAGCCCUUUCAUUUGUGUGUUUCAAAGGCAAUUAUAUUCUACACACCUCCUGAUAAUUUCUCGUACUCCUUAAAACUACAGUGCUCCAUUGUUUCUUUCCUGUAGCAAGUUGUGUUUGUCUUUGGGAUUCUGAGAUUUGGCUGUGUCUAUACUGGAAUUUAACUGUCAUAUCUGUGAUGUCUGUGAACCACCAACUUGAUUACUGGAGUUCUUAAGUUAAGGUUUCAGCUUCCACCGCUAUCUUUCUUAAUUACAUCCUUGACCUGUAUAGACACAGACAAAAGGAAACUGUUAAUAGCCAUUCAUCCAUGUGACUCUGUAUUCUAUUCAUGUACCAGUAGAUCUUUAUUAGACUUGUGGCAAAUGACAAUUAAACAACUGAUUUUUUAUUUUAAACUUUUCUCAUGCAUUUUAGUGGAAACUGAAAAACUAAUUUGUUAAUUAUUAAUUGUGUGCCAAGCAUUCAUAAUUUUUAAAAUUAUGUGUAUGUGUAUAUGUAUCACAGGUAAUAAAGGCACUGGAUAAUAACUGCAGGAGGGAAAAAUAAUUGACCGAUUGCUUCUUUUUGAAAUCUUUCAUGCAGAUUUAUGAUAUAAGAGAUUCUGUCUUGAUUCCUGCUAUUAGUGCCCUUUAGUAUAUGAAUAUCUUUCUAGAUUUUUGUAAUUCAUUUCUUCUCACUCGGUGACAGACUAUCCAAUGUUUUCUUGUCCUGAUGGUUCUAAUGGAGUUUAAAAUUUUACUUAUGUGAAAAAGAACGAUUUUUGGUAGACCUGAGUUAGCAAAAGAAUGACAUUGUGUAUUUAACUGUCAUACUUAUAUUUUACUAUAUAGUAAGCAUUUACUCAGAGUUAUGUUGUAGCUUUAUUAAAGUCUACCAAUAGGUUUUUAUUCCUUUCAUUGUAUCUUAACAUCACACCCAAAUAAUAUUGUUUUAGUAAUAGAAGAACCUUACAAAGAAUUGAGAAUUCAUAGGGUAGCAAAAGAGUUAAAUUAAUGACAUAAUUUUUGUGGUUCUACUGAAAAUGCAACCAAAGAAACAGUGUCUAAAUUGGCCAAAAUCCUAACUUCCUUACAUUUUAGAAUUUUAGAUUUGACUAUGAUGGAUAAAGAUAAGGACCCGCUAAUAAGAACUGAACAAAUAGUAAGAUGUUAGUCAAUCAAAUAUGUUCGCAUACUUUCAAUAGGAAACUAAACAAUGCAGUAAAGAAAAAUGUUCAGGGCUGGAGCAAUAGCACAGCAGGUAGGGCAUUUGCCUUGCAUUCGGCCAACCCGGGUUUGAUUACCAGCAUCCCUUAUGGUCCCCUAGCACCGCCAGGAGUAAUUCCUGAGUAGAGAGCCAGGAGUAACCCCUGUGUAUCACUGGAUGUGACCCAAAAAGCAAAAUAAAAAAGUUCAUGGCAUUAAUUCUCUGCCUUGUGACCUGAUCUGAACAGUGAUUCAUUUAUUUGUUUGUUUGUUUUUAAAAAUUAAGGUAUUUUUAUAUUCCCAUUUCACAAAACUCAUGCUAGAAAAAAAAUUAACAACUGUUUUAAUCUGAGUCAGUUCUAGGACCAACAUUCUUUCCAAAUAAUCUUAAGAGCUGACACCUUAUGAUACUCAUUUAUAUGGGUAUAGGCAUAGAGAGAAAAAUAUAGACCUGACGGAUACAAUGUUCAAAGGAAAUAUCGAUUAAAGGGAAAACUUCCAUUUUAACGUGAACGGAGUUAUCAAGUGACUUCUCCCUGGCUUGAAACAUUGGAAAUGAGUUCUGGAGAAGUGAGUUGUAAGAUUAUAUGCAUUAGUGAUCCUGGUAGUCACUGUGAGUUAGGCCUCUUUCCAUAAAUUUAAAAUAGUUUUUAAACCAUUUAUUUCAAUUCUGGAAAGAACUACAUCUUUGAUUUGCUUUUUAAUCAUUGGUAUGACAAGGAUCAUGAGUUGUUGAUAUAAAAAAACAAAUUAAUCACAUCAGAUAGGUUAAAUGAAAGGAAUCCUCUAUAGAUAGUCCAAUAUAGGUUGCCUUCUGAGAUAUCCUGUGAUGCUAACACCCAGUAAGCUUGGGGAAGCAUUUUGUAUAGAAAUGUGUGUUUCCUAAAGCCAGAAGUUUCUCCUAACCAUUAUACAGAGGGAGUGUUCUGUAUUCAGCAGGAUAAUUAAAAAAAAAAUCACUGGGGUAGUAUGCUCUUACUCUCACUACCAAGGAAAAAAAAAAUUGAGAUGUGGGCAUACAGUAACAGGUGAAGUGGCUUCUAAAAUACAUGGUGAUGUUAUUCUUUGUGAUUGUAGGCCUAGCAAUCUUACUGGAAAUGCAUGCAUGGUGAAUUACAAUAAAAGGGGAGCAAUGCAUAAAUCGUAUGUGUUCCCUUUGCUCUUUUUUCCUCCAGAGAUAUGGUUUUUUCCCUUAACUUAUUCAUGUGGGGGGGUGGAAUAACACAGUUAUUAAAGGGAACUCACAAGGAAGUUGUACUUUCCAGCUGGCUGUGUUUGAUUCAGAGGUACCUUGAUCCAAAGGCACACAUGUGUGCUGUUCAUUCCGAGUUCUUGCUUCUGCUUCUGAAUUACUUUUGCUUCUCUAAGUUUUAGAUUCUUCUCUGAUUAUCCUUUAUCUGUGCCAAGUAAAACAUGCACCAGUGGGAAAAAAAAAGGCAUAUCUGGUGUUUCACAAAAUUCUUUGACACGAGCAUCUAUAAUGAAAGCCAAAUUUUAACUCUGUUUCCUUUGCUAUAAUCUCAACCUUCCAACCCAGAAUUUACUGUAGUGAAUUAACCCAUCACUUUUGAUGGCUGGUGUUUCCUGUCAUUAGAUGCUGUGCUAUGGAAUUUAACUAACCUUGGUGUUCCAAAUGAGCUUUAAAGGAGCUAAUAAACCUAUUCUGUGAACUUUCUGGGAAAAAAUCCUUAUCUCUUGUACUUGGCAUUAGAAUUUAUGAAGGACAAAUGAAGAGAGUUAGAUCCCCCCCACUACUUCUAAUGUGUGGGAAAUAAUUUUUUUUGCCAGUUCUCAUGCUGAGUGACAGAUUCAGAAUUUAUUAUUUCUCUUUAAUAUCAUGCUAUUGUUGGCAUCUUGCAACCUUGAAACUUCGCAGCUCCAACUUACUUAUUUUUCUCUUCUAUUUUCAAAAUAACACAGUAGAAAAAGAAUAAGAGGGAAUAUUUUGUAUUCUCUGUUAAAAUUGUUAGAUGCCAUUUAUAUGGACUAAACAAUGAUUAAUAGCUAUAGAAAAAUUAGAUGAAAUGAAGCUGAUGGAAAAGGCUUGAUUUAUACUGCCUUCAUCAUUAGUUGCAGAUGAAAUGGUUAUUAUUAUCCAAACUAAUAGAAGUCUUCAACUUUAAAAAUCACAGGCUUUUGAUGCAACCACGAAGCUCAUUUAUUUUCAAAUGUCUUUUUUUUUAAAAAAAAAUCUGGCCAUACACUUUAAAACAGAGAUUCUAUUCUAGUGACCUCCACUGCAAUACUUUUUAACAGUGUCUGUCAAUGUUGAACUUGCACAAAAAGUAUUUUUGUCUCUUAUGAAAGUUUAGAUUCCCUAUUACCAACUGUGGCCCACGUGACGCCUGAACAUUAUGAGUAAGAACAUUGGUCCAUCAUGUGGUUGAGCUCAAUGGAAAGUAGCCCCAGUAAAAACAAAUACACUGCAGAUUUCUUUGCCCUCUCCAAAAGUAGCUACAGAAAGCUCCAGCUAGACCAAGAAAUCUGCAUUUGAUGGCUAUGAUACUUAAUGCCUUUGAUGGACCUUUCUGGGAGGGGACCGGUUCCUCUAGGACUCUGCAGAGGCCAGCAGAUCUCUCACUUCCUGGUGGCACUUCCUCACUUCUCACUUUCUUUCCACUGCAAAUAAAUUAAAGCAUGCAUUAUUCAUUAUCUUAAAAUAGCCAAAGAAAAAUAUCUCAGAGCUUGAGCAGUGUAGAUUUCCAUGAUUCCAUGGCUCUUUCAUCUGCCUGUCACCCGUAAGCUCAUCUCCAUUGGGUAUGUUUAUUCUUUUUCUUUUACAAACUGAAAGUCUGAAUCAGUAUAGUUUGAUCCCUGGGUAGAGGGGAGAACAUCUCUGAGUGAGAUGUGUCCUAAUGAUACCCAAUGAGGAAUAAAAGUAAUGACCUCUCUCAAGGACACUUAUUCAUUUCCAGGUUCUUACACGGUUUGAGUCAGAGGAAUUUGAAACUGAUCCAUAAUUUAAAGAUGUGUUAGGCCCCAACAUUGAUUUUAUUGACUGAUUACUAGUUUAGCUGCAUUUUACCAAUAUUAUACUGAAUUACUGAACUGCAUGUUUUUUUCCAGGCUGACUCAAUCAGUGUUAUGGCAUUCUCAUUAGCUGAAGAUCAUAAACCCUAACAUUAGCAAAAAACUUCAGGCAAAACUCAUGAGGGAGAAGAAAUGUGAAAAUAAGAAGGAGAGAAUUCAAAAUAGUAGUCAAAGUCCAUUAGUAUGACAUAAAAUUCUGAGCUUUCUCAUAAUUUGGUCAGGGUAUUUGGCCAUGCUAUGAGUAUUCAGAUAGCAAAAAGUAGGGCAUUAAUAAUACAGUGAGGUCUGUUAAUAAAUGGCAAUGUUCAUAUGAUGUUACCACAUGCUCCAUGAAGAUAGAAAAAAUGACCAAGUAUUAUAUGUGUCAUGAGUAUUUGUGAAAAUUUAAAGCUAAGGGGAAGUGGAGUAGUUAAUAAAAAAUAUAAACUUGAUCACUAAUAUUGUUUGACUAAGAUUUUUACAUUUGUUUUAUUAUAACUGUCAUUUUCUGCUCUCCUUUAUCAUUGCUGCAAUGACAACAUCUCUCAUUUGGCUGGAGUGGUUGCACAACUGACCACCGAUUUUUAGAAUAUGACAUUAGAUUCAUUGCCCCCUUUCUCUUGUUCCUAAAUGGGGUUCUUUUACUUCUUCAGCUUCUAAUCUUUAAAACAUGUUCCUCUUGUUUGGGAAAAAAUAAUUGCCUUGUUCUUUGGGUAAUAUCCUAGACUAUCAUUCAUACUUUCUUAGGGUAAUAAUGAGGGUGUUGGAGAGAUAACAGAGUAACUCGUAAUAUAUGGCUGAGCAGAUCUGCAACAUUCCAUAUGGUCCCCCAAGCCCUGCCAGGAAUGAUCCCUGAGCACUAAGCCAGGAGUAAGUGCUGAGCACGUCUAGGUGUGACUCAAAAGCAAACUUAAAAUGUCAGAUGAAAACAGGGCUCAAAGAGAGUACAGUUGGUAGGAUACCUCAUUGAAUGCUACUGACCUGGGUUUGACCCCCAGCACCACUUACAUUACAUCAAGUUCCUCCAGGAACUUCCUAAGGACAGAAUUGGAAGCAAAUUUUGACAGCUUCUAUGGUGACCUCUCCACCCCCACCCCCCUCCCUCACCCCCCAAAAAUAUAGGACAAAGUCAAGUGGAAAAUCUAUUGUGGCCCAUCAACUGCUAAGGUGUUUGUCUUGGAAGAGAGGGUGGGUGGUGAUUUUCUAGGAACCAGACACCUUAAAAGCACUUAACAAACCAACCAGAGAAUUUAGUGAGUCUCUUCUUUCCAGCAACCUCUUCCAUCUUGUCAGUUUAUUCUUAGAAUUGACCUUUUGCUAAUUUACCUGCAUUUGCACAGCAAAAAAUCAACAUAACUUCAGACUCUUCUUGCUGACGUUAGCUCCAUGUAUUAUAAAUGGAAACAUGAUUAAUGACCAACAAAGUAGUGGAGAAAAGUCUUAUCAUUGGGCCACUGUGUGAAUAUGUGGUGGUAUGUAUAUGGCAUGUACAUAUACGUGUGCUAGUUUUGGGUAGUGGUGAGUUAACUGUGUUCAUGAUGAGGUUUGUCAUUGCAAGGCUUAUAUAAAUUCUUUGAUUAUACAUUUCAACUACUUUUAUUUCUGCACCAUUUCCUGUGUGUGCCAUCCUUGAGAAUGCUGUACAAGACUGGCCUCCGGGUGUAAAAUUUAAAAUUACAGAUUUCUGGUAAAAUAAAUAUUAUCUUGCUUUCUUUCCUGUAGUUAGCAGUGGUUGAGUCAAAACAAGAAAGAAAAAAAAGAAGUAAAAAAAGAAACAGAAAGCAAAAGAUUGGCUAAGACCUAGCAUAUAUUUAGUAUUCACAUUAUUAUUAGUUGUCACCAGGGGUCAAGUGGUUUAUCCUUGUCUAGUGAGAGAGAAACAAAUUCAGGAAACACUGUUCUCUAAUUUAUGGCCUAUGUGCAUUUAAAACAGUGGUUCUCAGACAGGAGGAAUUUUGAGUCUCAGAAGAGUUUUGACAAUGCCUGGAAAACUCUUAAGUCAUCAUGACUAAAGAGGCGCCAUUGUCACCAGGAAAGCUGCUAAACACCCCACAAUGUACAGGACAGCUCCCCAACAGAAAUUAUCUGGGAAGAAAUGUUACAUGCAUUAAGGUUGAAAAACAGUUUGGCUUUAAUUUUCCAAGGCAUCAUGAUAUCUCAGAUGAGACAGAAUAAAAGAAAAAUACUUAGUACCACCUCAAGGGCCAGAGCAAUAGUACAGGGUAUUUGCCUUGCAGGCAGUUGAUUGGUGUUCAAUCCCCGACAUCCCACAUGGUCCUUCAAGCACUGUCAGGAGUAAUUCCCGAGUGCAGAGCCAGGAGUAACCCCUGAGCAUCACUGGGUGUGACCCCAAAAGACAAAAAGAAAAUAAGUACCACCUCAAAUCUGUACAGUUUUUCUAAAAAUUAGAUAAAACCAUCUCUUUACACAAUUGUGUUUGCUGAGAUUGAGAGAGAGAGAGAAAUGUUAUCUUUUUCAUCAUGUUUUUCAUCAGGGGAAAGAGCUGUGAUCUAAAUAUAUGUAUUCUACUUUGCUCUCUUUAUGCCUUGGAAAAAUGAAAUUUUAUUAAAGGAAUUACAGGCAUCAACCUUAUAAAAGUUAAGGGGUUAAGGUUUCUUUGUAAAGAACUUUGGGUAUGUUUUAAGACUACAUGCCCCUAUUAAGACUGUUUUUAAAACUGAUUCAGAGUAAGCAGCUAGGGCUUCUCAGAAACAAAAUAAUAAUUGCUCACUGUGUACUUUACUCCUUUUCAAUUGAAUAUACCCUCUCUGAAGAUGGAACUUAGAUCUUGGAAUAUUCGCAGACUCAUGUGGGUGGUCCUCAUGUUCUUGCUUUCAAAGUUGUGAUAGUUUUAAAGCACAAGUCCUGGCUAUUGAGUCAUAUUAUUUAGUUUGUAUAAGUGCAAAUUAAAUUGUCAUUUAAUUUGUAUAGAUUUGUAUACAAGAUAAAGGAAAAGUAGGUCUGGGUGGUUUGUUUUGCCAACCAUGUAGUCAUUUAUGGCACAAGUCCUAACAAGGUCCAAUUCAGUAGAGUAGUUAUCUGUUAAAUCAGUGAUAGCUGAUACAAUCCAAAAGGGUUAGAGAACUAGAGAACUUCCAUUAAGGGAGUUUGUCAUCGCCAACCAUUUGCUGUGCUAUUUACAGAUUACCAUGGAAAAUUUCUGGAAGGAAAAUAGAAGUGUGUUUGCGUAUCUGUGUGUGUGUGUGUGUGUGUGCAUACGUGUGUAUUUUUACCUGUGCUUGUGUGACCAUGUCUGUUAUUUUCACCUUUUAAAUUUUUGAACAAUGUUGCUUUUGCUCAAGAUAACAUCAGAAAGAUAAAAAUCAUUGAUUGUGCCCAAAAUCUUAUUAUUGCUCCAAGCUGGAACAAAAGAGGCAGCUACAGAAAAGAAACUGCCCUGAAGGGUAUGUGUGUGUGAGGAUGGUAUAUACUGUGGAUUAUGUACGUGUGUUUAUGUAUAAAAUUUAGAGUAUAUAUGUAUAUAUGUAUGUAUAUAAAUCUAGAGGAAUAUAUAUCUAAGUCUAUACAUAUAUACACAAAUUAUGAGAAAUUUUAUAAUUUCAUAGUUUGAAACUUUCAAAUGUUGAUUUUAAGAGAUAUUAUUAUUAUUUGGUUUUAGUAAAGUACAGUUCUGUAGAAUAAAAAUAUAUGUCUGAUUUCUUAAUUUCAGUUGCAAAAUAUCAGAACUAUACAGUAAAAUAUAGUUUUGAUUACUAACAUUUUUUACUGUGAAUGUAUAUAUUUAUUUAUGGUGCAAAGAAUAUGAUUAGGAUAUCUAGAUUUAAUUUCUAUAGAUAUAAAACCAAGCAAAAUUGCAUUUAACUAAAAGCUAAUGUUGAAAAGCUGACUAUUAUUUGGACUAUUUGUUGUUAUUUUCACUUUAUAUUUUCAAAAACUUUUAUUUGAUAAAACAAAAACCACCAAGUGAACAUGAUGAUAUUUAGGAAGAGUCAGAAAAUGUAAGUUUAUGAUAAUACAUAGCUAAAAGCUACCAUGAAAAGGGUACUUCACUUAUCUAUCAGUUAGUUUCCUACCUCUUCAUUUAUUUGACUUCAAUAUUUAUCAGAGAUCUUUUGCAGGUGGAACUAAUUACCUGUUUAUUAUUUUAAAGCUGCAUUAAAUAACUUAUACAUACUGUAAAUAUAUACAAAAGCUCAAGGGCACAUUAUUAUAACAACCACUUUCUAGUCUCUAGCAAAUAACCCCUUACUUCUGUUUAUACAGAUACCAAAAUUGUUGAUCAAAGAAUAAGCAGCAUAAAGUGAAAUGAAAGCAAAUGUUACCUAUCUGCUUUGGCAUCCUAUAGGUAUACUGCCCAAAUUAGUUAAGACUAAGUAUUUGUAACGAUACACAAAGUUAUAUUUUCAUUCAUUGUCAUGUCAUGUGCUUUGUGUAUUUUGGAGAAUGUGAAAUGUUUUCAAUUGACCUAUGCAAACAGAGAUUUCCCUGAUACUCCUUGGGAUCAGUUUGUAUGCACUCAAGUCCCUUCCCUUCCCUCACCCACCCAAGGCUAAGCUGAUUCCUUCUCCCUGGGGGCGGGGUGUCAGCUUUUCACACACAAUCAGAAGCAUUUGCAAACUCAUCAAGCACAUCCAUUCAGUUUUUCUGUAGGCUCCCUGCAGAUGUGGUCUUAAAAACAUAUGAAAGAAAAUAAAUUUUAUAGCAAUUUACUGUGAAAUAAAGAAUAUUUUAGAACACUAGAAAUAGUUUUUUUUUUCUUCAAAAUAUGGAGCAGUGAAGGGAUAGUGGUAUUUAAAUCAACUGUGGUUUUAAGUUCGUUUUUUAAAUUCAUUUCCAUAUUUUAAAUUCCAACGAGUACAGAAGCAGGAACAUUUUAUUAAAAGCAUUAUUCUUGGUUUAGUGUAUGCUUGUAAAUUGGGGAAGAGAGAAAUGAGAGUUCCCUAACUCUGCAUAUACAGUUUCUGAUCUAAGGAAAUAGGCAACUGUAUGAAUUAAAACACAGACAUAGGAGGCUACAUUUCAGAACCCCAUUGAAAGCUGAUGGUGGCAUCUCCUCUAUGUGGAUCACCACUUAUACUAGUGAUGGCAUCCUUGUUUUUUUUUUUUUUCCCUUCUAGGACCAUAGUCUGUAAAAUUAAGAAUCUUUGUCUGAAGGAAUUAAAUAAAUGAUCAAAGUUGAAGUUCCAUCUGCCUCAUUUUUCAGAACCAGCAGAUCUCUGGGUAGAAAUGAACAAAAAUAUUUGUUAAAAUUCUGUAGACAUGCUUUGACUGUAUUGUUGCCGCUCUGGAUAGAUACUUUUAAAGCCUCCAGUUAAUAUGUUACCUAGAGCUCUCCAAAUACAGUUUGCCAGGCUCUUAUGUCUCUGAUGAUUUGAACGUGAUGCCACCAUGAACAGUCUGAAUUUUACUGGUACUAACACCGAGUGGUGAUCUAUUGGGGCCUUGCUCAUGUGACUGUUCCCUGACCUCAUUCAAGUUCCUGAUGACUUGGGUCAGUUUCUUGCACAUUGAUGUAUGCCAAGCGACAUCCACUGAAAUUACCUCUGCUCCUUUCCAGUGCAGUUUGCUUGUAUAUAAGUGUAAUGUCAAAUUGUUUACAGGUUCUUUCUGUGUGUAAUUGUGGCAGCAGAUUUAGCUCAAACUUAAAGGAAUCUGUUUACUGAAUGGUGUUAAAAUGAAUGUGCUUAUUACAGUAUAAACAUCAUUAAUUAUGAACUCACCUGAAUGCAUGUCUACAUGUUGUCAAAUUCCCAGCCACUUGGUUAUUCAGAAAAAAGUCUGCAGUAGUCUGUGAAUAGAAAAUAUACAUAAACUACCGUGACUGUAAUAACUCAAUAACUGUUUUUACCUUGGUAUGUAACACUGUAGAUUUUAGCCUGCUGUAUUUCUUUUUUUCUUACUUAUUUAUUUUUGUGAGAGAAACAUGAUAAAAGACAAUGAAUAACUGUCUCAAUGGAAUUGCACACCAUAUUGGCCUCCAUUGGUUCACCCAAAAGGCAAUUGCCGAUUGAUGGAACAAUGGUCCUGAGCAACAUAUAUAUAUACAUACACACCUAUGUAUGAGAUAUUUACAUUGCUAAUCACAACCAUUUAUUCUCACUGCCAAUGCAAACAAAACCACUUUUUUCUUUGGAAUUAUUGAUGGAUAUAAAACACUAAUUUGUUAUUAACUGCUUUCAUAUUCUGUUUAGUUUGUAUAGUAUGGUAAAUGAUACAGGUGCAGUAUCAGUAUUGUAAAAUUGUGUGGUGAAAACUACAAAAGUAAUUCUGUGGAUAUAUUUUAAAAGGCAGACCAGAAACUAUAUUUCAGAUUCUUGUGUGAAUAUAAUUACAGAAAUAGGUAACUAUUUUUAUGUGUUUCCAUAAAUGACUCCAUUUCAUAUGCAUUGUAAUUUAGCACCAAUCAUAAUAAAUCAUUUGGUAACAUUUAGUUGUUA